UCACAACCGGAGUGUGAACACAACGUGUUGUUGUGCUAAUGGGCUCCAGUCCCGGCCAAUGAGGGGAGGUCACUUCCCUUUUCCUCCACAAACACACGGCUCCGGUUUCCUCUCUGCUCUCGGUCUCCGCCGCUGCACAGUGCGAUGCUCCGGCUGCAACACUAGCGAACCUCACCCCCCACACCUCCGCGGCCCUCCAGUGUCGUUUUACCCCCUCGUCUUUUACCGUCUUCCCCCCCAGUGUCGAGAAGAAGCCCCACCGGGUGUGUGGUGUUUUUUUUUUGGACAUGCCUAACAUCGUGCUUUUUAGCGGGAGCUCCCACCACGACCUGUCCCAGAAAGUGGCCGAUCGGCUGGGGCUGGAGCUGGGCAAAGUCAUCACGAAGAAGUUCAGCAACCAGGAGACAUGCGUGGAGAUCGGCGAGAGCGUGAGAGGCGAGGACGUGUACAUCGUGCAGAGCGGCUGCGGCGAAAUCAACGACAACCUGAUGGAGCUGCUGAUCAUGAUCAACGCCUGCAAGAUCGCCUCCUCGUCCCGUGUCACCGCCGUUAUCCCCUGCUUCCCCUACGCCCGGCAGGACAAGAAGGACAAGAGUCGAGCACCCAUAUCUGCCAAGCUGGUGGCAAACAUGUUGUCUGUGGCCGGAGCCGACCACAUCAUCACCAUGGACCUCCACGCCUCACAGAUCCAGGGUUUCUUCGACAUCGCCGUUGACAACCUGUACGCAGAGCCCGCUGUUCUGCAGUGGAUCAGAGAAAACAUCCCUGAGUGGAAAAACUGUAUCAUCGUGUCUCCAGACGCCGGAGGAGCAAAACGCGUGACGUCCAUCGCCGACCGUCUGAACGUGGACUUCGCUCUCAUCCACAAAGAGAGGAAGAAGGCCAACGAGGUGGACCGCAUGGUGCUGGUGGGCGACGUCAAGGACCGCGUGGCCAUCCUCGUGGACGACAUGGCCGACACCUGCGGCACCAUCUGCCACGCUGCCGAGAAGCUAAUUGACGCCGGAGCAGUUAAGGUCUACGCCAUCCUCACACACGGCAUUUUCUCUGGUCCGGCAAUCUCUCGCAUUAACAACGCCCCGUUCGAGGCGGUGGUGGUGACCAACACCAUCCCGCAGGAAGAGAAGAUGAAGGCAUGCCCGAAAAUACAGGUCAUCGACAUCUCCAUGAUCCUGGCAGAGGCAAUCAGAAGAACCCACAACGGCGAGUCCGUGUCCUACCUCUUCAGCCACGUACCCUUGUAAAGACCGAGAGGGGGGGGACGGCUGCCGGCCCGCCACCCGUCUCCCCUCCACCCCUCCCAUUUGGCCACUCAGCCGGCACUGUUGGCCACAUAUCCUCCGGAAAGGCUCAGAGAGAAAUAAGAAAAGGCCUGGUGGUUUUCUGGCCAGCCUCAUGUGACUGUUUAAAGGUCACGCCCACACAUUGUCGUUGACAUUUCACCCAGGAGGCCGAGCGAAAUAUCACUUCUUUCUCUGAAGUUUGUAUUUAUGAGUUGCUCUUUUUCUCUGUUUCCUUUUUUUCCUCAUUUCCAGUCUCGCCAACCUUGGAGCAGCAGAGUCUGGCCUUCACUUUAACCAAAGGGUCCAUUGUGUAACAUAGUGUAUAAUUUGAAACCUCACUUUAAAAGAAGCAUUCCACUGCGGCAAAUCUUUUUGGCCAUGAGUAAUAAAACUAGUGAAAAAAUGUGACGACGUGCAUCUUCUCCCUCGGGUGUUUGCAGCUGCUACAAGUAUUGAGAUAAUAAGGUUAUAGUCUAACCCUGAACUAGCUACAGCUCAAUGGACUUGAAACUGUAAUAAUAGUUGAUAUUCGGCCGCACCACAAAUUAAAUAAUGUUGAUGUGACCACAGGCGGAGAAAAGAGUCAAAUUAGACGACUGAACACUUGAUUUACCCACUUCCUCUUUUUCUUAGUGAGCCGUAUCGAAUGUUGUCGCGUCUUCUCCCGACAAGCUGCUGUCACCCAGUGGUGACACAUCUGUACGACAUCCUCCUCCUCUAAUACCUCCAAUUGUGCUAAAAAAAUAUAUACGUAAACCUUAACAGCAGCUUUCCAAUCCCCCCCGACAGUUUUGUUGUUGAUUUAAUGCGAGGUGUGUUGGGUGCUUUGCCCUUCUUCCAAAAGGUCAUGAUGUGUAAUUGAGCCCAAAGCUUGGUUUAUUAUAGUGUUAUGAGAUUUCAAUCUUGAAUUGUCAUUAGAAAGAAGUGAUUGUCAUGGCUGUAACAAGGCAGGUGUCACAGUUGGUGAAAAAGCAUGAUUUAAUUUUUUUUUUUUUAUAUGUAACACUUUUCUUUGACAAUAAAGCUUUGACAAUGGCUUAAA
Molecule: messenger RNA, 2325 nt
Organism: Hippoglossus stenolepis (Pacific halibut)
Lineage: Eukaryota; Metazoa; Chordata; Actinopteri; Pleuronectiformes; Pleuronectidae
Product: ribose-phosphate pyrophosphokinase 2
Exons: 7
Coding region: 288-1244 (318 amino acids)
Biological process (GO): 5-phosphoribose 1-diphosphate biosynthetic process; purine nucleotide biosynthetic process
Cellular component (GO): ribose phosphate diphosphokinase complex; cytoplasm
Molecular function (GO): ribose phosphate diphosphokinase activity; magnesium ion binding
Source: RefSeq, a predicted model, not a curated record